UAAGCUCACUUCUAACAUAUUCACCCCUAAUUGCAUGGAUUUCAAUUCCACACCAUCGCCUUCUGAGGCAUGUCACGAGACCAUGGAUUUUCUGUCGCGUACAUGGUGCAACUUUGCAGUUCAAGCUCUGCAGCCUCAGCUGCAUGAUCAAUCGAUUGUUGUCUUAGACAAUCAAAUCAAGGCACUUGAGAGUGAAACCUCAUUGUCUUUUACGAAUACGGAGAAAAGCGCAAAGAUUGAUGCUACUGAUUUCAAGUCGUCUUUGCCACCAUGGAAGUCUGAUGAUGUGAAGUCAUGGAUAUGGAUGCAACAAGCAAUGCAUCCAGAGCUGAAUUACAACAGCUGUUUUCGAAAGAAAUGGAUGCCCUGGAAGAUAGUCCCUUUCAAGGGUGUCUCAAUCAAGAAAUGGAUGAAGGAGAUGAAAGGAAAGAGAAAGGAAAAGGAUAGAUUACAAAGAGCAGAAGUGCAGUCAGCAAUAUCAGUGGCAGGCUUAGCAGCAGCACUGGCUGCAGUUGCAGCCGAGAACUCCAAAAGGGAAUAUUGUAGCCCAACCAAGGAGGCGGCAGUAGCCUCAGCAGCUGCUCUUGUUGCGGCUCAAUACGCCAAAGUGGCAGAAGCAAUGGGGGCAAAGAAAGAGCAGCUCGGCAGUGUUAUAGCUUCGACCAUGAGUGGUACAACUGCGAGUGAGAUCUUAACACUAACUGCUGCAGCUAAUACUUCAUUAAGAGGAGCUGCUAUCCUUAAAGCAAAAACAGGAUGCAAGAACAGAUUCAAUGGUAGUGCCCCACUGCUUCCAUUUGAGGACAGCAACGAUCUUCCAUUUGAGUUUGAUAAAUGCAGGUCAAUGCUAGCAAAGGGCGCUGAGCUUGGUGUAGAAACACCAGAUGGGAAAUACAUGGUUCGAUGGGCCUCCAUAGACCUCGAUGGUGAUUCAAAGGUUAUUAUUAAACUAAGGAAGCUAAGCCUGUUCAAAAGCAAGAAAGAACGCAUUAUACUGGGCCUGCAUGCUGACUUGUAUAGAGAUCCUGAAGCUGAUGAGACUACUGACACAUGUUACGUAAUCGUCUUGACGACAAAUUCGGGAAUGGUUAAACUUGACAUGGUAGAUGAUUACCAGCUUUAUAAGACAUGGUCUACAACCAUUUAUGACAUGCUUAUGAUUUCCACUUCUCUUACCAAAUAUGAUCUUCAGUUCUACAAAAACUGAAGUUACCGUGCUUCUUGGUCAUGUGCUGCAU
This is a messenger RNA of Gossypium raimondii (Peruvian cotton), 1238 nucleotides long. RefSeq names its product VAN3-binding protein. The transcript has 8 exons. Lineage: Eukaryota; Viridiplantae; Streptophyta; Magnoliopsida; Malvales; Malvaceae. The record is from RefSeq and is a predicted model, not a curated record. Bases 35 to 1207 code for a protein of 390 amino acids.